Molecule: messenger RNA, 580 nt
Organism: Betta splendens (Siamese fighting fish)
Lineage: Eukaryota; Metazoa; Chordata; Actinopteri; Anabantiformes; Osphronemidae
Gene: smdt1b
Product: single-pass membrane protein with aspartate-rich tail 1b
Exons: 3
Coding region: 32-331 (99 amino acids)
Biological process (GO): mitochondrial calcium ion homeostasis; calcium import into the mitochondrion
Cellular component (GO): mitochondrial inner membrane; uniplex complex
Source: RefSeq, a predicted model, not a curated record
GUCACAUCCCGUCUAGUGCCACACUGUAAAGAUGGCGACGAGUUUGUUGCGCCUCCCUCUGCGACAUUUUGUUAAAAAUACGGCGACACUGAGCCGUAACAGCAUAUCAAAAAUAUCAAACGUUUCUAAGACUACUCAGAUACGAGGCGUCGUAUCAACACCGUCAGGGGCAAUUCUGCCGAAACCGGAGAAAACUCCCUUCGGUCUCACCCGCAUGUCAAUAGUGGUCAUACCUUUUCUGUAUGUGGGAACUCUAAUCAGCAAACACUUUGCCGCUCUCUUGGAGGAGCAUGAUAUUUUCGUCCCAGAGGAUGAUGAUGACGACGAUUGAGAUAACUUCAGGAAAACAAUGGCUCCUGUACAGUUUACACUGUAUUAGCACCAGCCAGCAUGGGGAAGAUGGGGCAGUUUGACUUCCAGACACAGCCCUCUACCUCCAACUAUCUCCCUCAUCUCUCCAAUGCUAUUACCUUGUUUGCAUUAUAAUAUCAUAUCAUGGGAGUCUGUAAAAAUGAAUAGUUAUGCAUCACUCUUGUUUGCAUGUUUGUGAUGUUCUACUCAAUAAACCGAGUCGAUUACA